AUGUCGGUUACACGAAAGAACCUUCUCGUUCCUGGUCUAAAAAUAUCUAAAGAACUGGCAGAUGACUGCCUACCCGGAGAAUUUCUUUUUGGUUCUAAUUUAACUCAGAAAUUAGACACAGCAAAAUCUCUUCUAAAUAAGGGCACAAAAAGGAGGAGGGGGACAAACCCGAGCUGUCUAUACAGAAACCUCAAGAUCAUCAGGGCCUUUAAACUCUCGCCCCCCGACUCACCUAUUGGGGGUAGUGAGUCACGAGAGGGGCCCCUCAUCCAGAUUUCACAAAAACACCUAUUGGAACAAACCACAAGAGAAGAGGAGACGACAUUAGAAUUGGGACAUAUCCCCUUUUAA
This is a messenger RNA of Acanthoscelides obtectus, 351 nucleotides long. The record is from the annotation of a GenBank genome assembly. Lineage: Eukaryota; Metazoa; Arthropoda; Insecta; Coleoptera; Chrysomelidae.